Molecule: messenger RNA, 752 nt
Organism: Cydia strobilella
Lineage: Eukaryota; Metazoa; Arthropoda; Insecta; Lepidoptera; Tortricidae
Gene: mRpS21
Product: small ribosomal subunit protein bS21m
Exons: 2
Coding region: 73-363 (96 amino acids)
Biological process (GO): translation
Cellular component (GO): ribosome
Molecular function (GO): structural constituent of ribosome
Source: RefSeq, a predicted model, not a curated record
GUGGACUUCGUUUCGUUAAUAUAACCUCUAAAUCCUAUUCAAUAUUGUAAUUAUUUAAUUUAUAUUUUCAAAAUGCAAUUAACAUUAAGGCUGUUGGCUAACAGACAUCCGUCCUUCAUUGCCAGGACGGUAUUUGUGAAGAACAACAACGUAGACGAUGCUUGCAGGCUGGUCAACAGAAUCUUGGGCAAAGAAGGCAUCUUGGAGCAGUUCAGGCUAACCAGAUACUAUGAGAAACCUUUCCAGACGAGACGACGAAUCAACCAUGAAAAGUGCAAAGCGAUCUACAAUGAAGAUAUGGAGAGGAAAAUUCAAUUUGUGCUCCGCAAGAACAGACAUGAACCCUUCCCUGGAUGCCACUGAUUAUCUAUGAAGUUUAUGUUUUCUAUUAACAACAAAUGCAGUCCCGUGUCCAUGAAAAGGGUAAACUCAAAUGGCGUUAUUCACCAACGCAUUAUUGGCCUGAAAUAGCUAUGAAUCAUUUGUCUUUAUCUGCCAUUUUGACUUAUGUAUUUGUAAGAAAGGGAUAAAACAUAAUUUAACUAAAACAGGCCCGUAGUUUUAUGAAUAAGGGGGUAAUAAUAUCGGCCACCACAAUAGAUUAAGCCCUACGAUACUGGCAAUUGAUAUAUUUGAAAUAGUGUGUAUUUUAAACUUAUCCUUAUGAUUGCAUUUGUUGUAGAUAGAACAACCUAAUAAUAUUUAGCAAUUAGAAUUAGACUAAUGUAAAUAAAACACUCAUAAAAAAGACA